Molecule: messenger RNA, 3670 nt
Organism: Equus caballus (horse)
Lineage: Eukaryota; Metazoa; Chordata; Mammalia; Perissodactyla; Equidae
Source: RefSeq, a predicted model, not a curated record
UUCCUUCUCCAAUCCUUUGCUCAACUCAGCUGAUGAAGUGACUCUAGUGGAUCAUGAUAACUAGAUACUUUGCUCAAGGGCAUUCUUUCCCAUUUCCAUUCUUUGGGUCUAUUUGGAAACUCCUCCCCCCCCCCCCAUAGUGAUAACGUCUAUUACUGGAUUCCCACAGGGAAUGGGUUGAGUUUAUGACCCAGGAUGACCAGAACACUCCACUCUCCCACCCAGAAUGGUUGGUUCAGAUUUGGGCAUAUGAUCCAAGAAGGGAUGAUCACAGCCUUGCCUGGAGUUAAUAAGUAAACACUGGUACAGAGAAGUUCUAUGUGCCCUGUGAUUGCUAGUCUGGGAGGAUGUGAGUUUGGAGCUACUGGUGGCCAUCUUUCCUGCCACAAAGAGAGACAUAGUCUGUGGAAUGAAGCUGAACAGAAGCAAACAGAGUAGAGAGACAGAAAUACAGGUCCUGAUGUCAUUAUUUGGGUCCCUGAGUCUACCCCUGCCUGAAAUACACAGGCUUUGCAAGAACUUUGGAGUUUGCAAUUAUGUCAACAAUAAAUUUUAUUUCUCAUUAAGCUGAUACAAGUUGGUUUUCCAUCCCUUGCAAACAAUGUCUUUACUAAUGCAGUGACAUUCUCCUCCUCCUCCCUAGAUCUUUGAUAAUUAACUUUGGAGGGGGGGAUUGGCCUAUUUUUGGAGAUAGAAUGGACAGGACUUGAUGUCUGAUAACAUGUGUCUGAUGGAGACGUGAGGUCUUAUUAUAGCCCUGAGGUUCUUAUCUUGAGUUACUGGGAGCAGGUGAAUGAUAUUUAUUAAGAUACCCCAGUCAGCAUGAGGUAUACAACAUUUAUAAAUAAUCCAAAGUGGAAGAUUAGUUAGAGGAACACUCUGGUUUCCAGAGGACUUUUUUUUUUAGGGAUACAACUCCCACUUUUGACUCAGGUGUAUAGUUUUAAUGAGUAACUACUUAAUAUUAUCAACUCAGGAAAGUGAACUUUACAAUGCAUAAAAUCAAAAGCUUUAUGGGACCUUAAGGCCAGAUCUUGCUUUCAGAACAACUAUAGAGUGAUACCUAUGGGACUCAGGAAUUCUCUGUUUCUCUUUGAUUUCCACGUUCUACCACUUUAUAAGUAGACUCAGCAAUGAUUCCUAUUUCUACCUCAUUUACCUCCAAAUUUAAAUAUAGAAUAAAAGACUUGUCAACUGGCCCCUUAUAAAAAUGACUAUUGACGUAUGAAGAUAAACAUGUGACACUGUUUCCAAGUGAUAUUUAUCCAGAACACAGAUGACUAAACAGAGAGCACUGGAUGUAAAUAUCAACAUCUUUAGUCUCCACCUAAUGAACAUGGUCCUAGCCCAGUGCAUUGAUGAAAUCAGUGAUCAUGAAGUGUUUAACACAAAUUACCUUAUCUAUUGUGUACAACUCUACAAGGUGAAUAUUAUUUUUCCACUCUAAUGAUGGUGAAAUUUUGUGAUUCUGUGAAGAUCGGUAGCUUUCUCAAGGUCACAUAACUGGUGAUGGUGGAUCUGGGAAUCGAGGACAGAUCUGUGUGAAUCCAAAGGUUAUUCUCUUAAUCCCUCUACAGCGUCAUGUAUGUUUCCCAACAAAGACACCAUCCCGGUUUGGGUGGGGGACAAAAUAUAGGAUUGUGAGUUUUCUCUAGCAAAAAGGUUGUUGCUAAUGAUUACGCCCAAUAUUGCAUCAUUUCCAAUGUUGCCAAGUCCUGAAGCAGCAAUUACGUAACUCCGAUGACAGGUAUUUGUUAUCAAUGUUGAAUUCAACAGAGCCCAAGGAAGAGAAGGGACAAUUACUUUUUGCUUUUCUCUAAUGAGGCUCUCAGGGAAUAUGGCCCUAGUGGCCAUGGAGACUGCUGUGAUGAGCUAGCCCUGUGAUUACCCCAAACAUCCUUCCUGCACUGAGGGCUGAUUCUGUGUGCUCCAGCCCCUUGUUGAUGCAGACUUACCCUGAAGGCCCCAUUGAUGAGUCUGUCUCCCUCAGACCUCAAUAAGCUCUGGCCAGGUCUAGAAAAGUGAAGCAAGCCUGGGACUUCUGGUGACCAAGGAGACUGUCAUUCUUCCUAGGUAAGAGUCAGGUCAGGAAUAACUGCUUGUUAAGGUGUAAAGCCUUAUGGGGGCACUCCUCACUACAACCUUCUUUUAAAUGGAGCCACAGAAACUGUUCCGAGAUCAUCAGCAGUUCCUUGUAAUCGUCCAGCCCUGACCAGUAUAUAUGUCUUGUCUGUUUAGGAGACAUACCUCUGGGUCAUUUCAUUUUAAUCUUACAGAUUAGACUAGGGGGCUCAGUGGACAUAGCUCAUUUUGCUAAUAAAGAAAUGGAGGCACAAAACACAUAGGCAACAAAGUUCUAAUGCCUCACCUAUAUCAUAUGGCCUUUCUCCCUGUAAUCUUCUUAAUUGCUGCAUCUUAACUAUCAUUUUCCAGGCUUUUGAAUUUUUCCUGCUGUGUCCGCCUCUGGGCCCAGGCUCUCAGGCCAUGAGAGGGGCAAACCAGUCGAGUGUCUCCGAGUUCCUCCUCCUGGGGCUCUCCAGGCAGCCCCAGCAGCCGCAGCUCCUCUUCAUGCUCUUCCUGAGCAUGUACCUGGCCACAGUCCUGGGCAACCUGCUCAUCCUCCUGGCCAUCAGCAUGGACUCCCGCCUGCAUACUCCCAUGUACUUCUUCCUCAGCAACCUGUCCUUUGUGGACAUCUGCUUCUCCUCCACCACUGUCCCCAAGAUGCUGGCCAACCACAUACUUGGGACUGAGACCAUCUCCUUCUCUGGGUGUCUCACACAGAUGUAUUUUGUUUUCAUGUUCGUGGAUAUGGACAAUUUCCUUCUGACUGUGAUGGCCUAUGACCGCUUUGUUGCUGUGUGCCAUCCCUUACACUACUUAACAAAGAUGACCCCCCAGCUCUGUGCCCUGCUGGUUGCUGGGUCAUGGGUCAUUGCCAAUUUGAAUGCUCUGUUGCAUACCCUGCUGAUGGCUCGACUCUCAUUCUGUGCAGACAAUGCCAUCCCCCACUUCUUCUGUGAUGUGACACCUCUCCUCAAACUCUCCUGCUCUGAUACAUAUCUCAAUGAGGUGAUGAUUCUCACUGAGGGUGCCCUGAUCAUGAUCACCCCGUUUGUUUGUGUCCUGGCUUCGUAUGUCCAUAUCACCCGUGCUGUCCUGAGAGUCCCAUCCACAAAGGGAAGGUGGAAAGCCUUCUCCACCUGUGGUUCCCACUUGGCUGUGGUUUCCCUCUUCUAUGGCACCAUCAUUGCUGUGUAUUUCAACCCUUUGUCCUCGCACUCAUCUGAGAAGGACACUGCAGCUACUGUGAUGUACACAGUGGUGACCCCCAUGCUGAACCCUUUCAUCUACAGCCUGAGGAACAGGGACUUGAACAGAGCCCUUGGAAAAGUGGUUGACAGAAGGAGGUUUUCUGUAUGAUGAGAGAAUCAAAGGUGAGUCUGAUCCCCAUGCAAAUUUAUUUUUUAUCAGUUGAGUGUAAGGUAGCAGCUAUUUUGUCAAAGACAGUCUGGAAACAAACAUAUUGAUGUCUGUGCUAGGGGCAUGGAGAAGGCAAUGGUUAUUUAUUUGUGGACCUAAUUCACCUGUCAACCUGUUGCAUCUAUCAAGUAAUGAGACUUCUUUUUAAUGACUUCUGUUUGGAAGCAUACAUGAUACACAUAUUUUU